GGUUUAUACUCUCUAGGAUUUAGGAGAUUGAGAGGGGAUCUUAUAGAAACUUACAAAAUUCUUAAGGGGUUGGACAGACUAGAUGCAGGAAGAUUGUUCCCGAUGUUGGGGAAGUCCAGGACAAGGGGUCACAGCUUAAGGAUAAGGGGGAAAUCCUUUAACACCGAGAUGAGAAGAACUUUUUUCACGCAGAGAGUGGUGAAUCUCUGGAACUCUCUGCCAGAGGGUAGUUGAGGCCACUUCAUUGGCUAUAUUUAAGAGGGAGUUAGAUGUGGCCCUUGUGGCUAAGGGGAUCAGGGGAUAUGGAGAGAAGGCAGGUACGGGAUACUGAGUCGGAUGAUCAGCCAUGAUCAUAUUGAAUGGCGGUGCAGGCUCGAAGGGCCGAAUGGCCUACUCCUGCACCUAAUUUCUAUGUUUCUAUGUUUCUAAACUGCCUCAGGAUUAACACAACUAACUAACAACUAAACGCAAGGCCUAACAUUAACACGACUGACUCGCAUAACUAAACUGACAUUAACACUAACAUUAACAUAGCUAACUAACAUACCUAAUGUUUUGCUGCAAACUACCCAUUAGAUUAGCUAACAUUAAUAUAACUAACUAAUAUAACUAAUGUUCUGCUGCAAACUGCCUCAGGAUUAACACAACUAACUAACAUAACUAAACUCAGGACUAAUAUUAACAUAAAUAACAUGAAUCCUGCAAAUUCAACAACCUCUGACUAAAGAAAUUCUUCCUCAUCUCCUUAAAGGUAUGUCCUUUUAUUCUAUGGCCUCUGGUCCUAGACUCCCACCAAUGGAAACAUCCUCUCCACAUCCACUCUAUCCAUGCCUCAGGACUAACAUUAACAUAACUAACUAACAUAACUAAACUCAGGACUAACAUUGCAUCAGGAAAAAUAUUGAAUUUGUUUCUUAAAUAGCAGCAGAAAACAAUCCAUCUGCCUUUCAAAAAAAUACAUCAGAUCCCUUUAAAUGGGAUCAUAUCAUAUGAAUUCCAUGUGUAGGAAGGAAAUGCAGAUGCUGGUUUCCACCGAAGAUAGACAAAAUGCUGGAGUAACUCUGCGAGACAGGCAGGAAAGGGUGACGAUUCGGGUCAAGACCCUUCUUCAAACAGAGUCGGGGGAGAGGGAAACUUGAGGUAUGGAAAGGUCUACAAUGGUAACAUUGAGGACCACACCUUACCUGCCCUGUUAUGUGAAGACUUUGGAAAAUAAUUAAGGAAGAAUUUCAUGCUGAAAAUGAGAGGAGAGAUAUGCACUCAAGAGUGCAGGAUGCUAUCCAACUUCUGUGACUGUACAGAUAUGAAGCUAUAUCUUUAUCCAGAUGAUGUGUUUGCCAAAUGUAAUGGAAGAUGCACUCAGCAGCUUGAUAUGGUUAAAUUACAUGGUUGAACAAGUUCUGAAUUUAGAAAGAUUCUGAAAAAUGGACUCAUCGAAAUACCUCUUGGAACCUAAAGGAGUUUCUCAGAUACAUUCAAAGGAGAAUCCUCUGGCACAAGUUAUCCGAUCAAAGCUCAUUCAGGACUUCAAUUUGUUGGAUCAUUUACAAGGAUUAAUCAUCAAUGAUCCAAAAUAUAAUAUGAAUGAUAUUAAAGACCCAAAAAAGUUGACUAGGUUGAUGAUUGAAGAUCCACUGCAGCUGGUGCGUUUUGAUUUCAAUCCAGUCCGGAAUAUAAAUGUUUCCUCAAAUGACCGAGAGAGAAAUUGUCUAAAAAAUCGCUAUGUCAAAUACCCACCACUCAACAUGUGGGCACAGUGGAUUUUAGAGAGUUUAUUUUACAAAAAUCUGAUUCUGUAUCUCAUUAUCAUCAAUAUAAUUGUGUUCGGCGUGUUAGCAGAUGUGUCUUCCCAGCCUGGAAUUAAAUACACUAUUUUAACGAUCAUGUUAGUCAUCAUCGACUGGUCCAUCCUUUCAGUUUUAGUGUGCGAAAUCAUCCUCCGGUGGCUUCAAGACUUUGUCAAAUUUUGGAGCAGCGGCUGGAAUGUCUUUGACUUGAUAAUACUAAUCAUUUCUAUUAUUCCGGAGAUCAUCAAUCAAACUCAUCUCAAAAUCAGCAUCGAACUCCACUUUUUAAAAGUUUUUCGAAUCCUCAGGGUUUUACGUUCUUUGAAGAGAAUGAGAAAAUUCCAUCAAGUGCGACUGCUUAUAUUGGCAAUGACAAAAGCAUUAAAGGCAAUGACUUUCAUCUUGAUGUUAGUGCUGUUAUUUGCCUAUGUGUUUGCAAUAGUUGGAGUGUCACUUUUUCGGAUCUACACAGAAUCUGGCAACCCAGGACGUGAAUAUAAGUUAGCUUUUGUUAAUAUCGUGCACACAUUGCAGACCCUAUUUCAGUUGUUUACUCUGGACCAUUGGCACGCAUUGCUCAUCGACAUAUGGAAAGUAGAUGAGGUUGACAAAAUUGCAAGUGGUAUCUACAUAAUAUUCUGGAUCCUGAUCGGCUCUUUCAUAUUCAGAAAUAUCAUUGUAGGAAUAAUGGUGAGCAAUUUUCAGACCAUAAGAAAUGAUCUAUCAGCACAAAUUCAGCAGCUUGAAGACCAACGAAAGGCAGAACAAUUUAAAAUACAGAUUAUGCAGAGGAGAAUGAGUCAGUCAUUAACUUUCACCAAAGUAGAUGGAGUUUUGGAGCCUGAAUUCGCUGCACCCAGUGAAAUUAAUUUAAAGGGGAGCAGUCACAAUAGCUAUUCAAGUGAUAUCUCCUUCAAGCCCACGGGUAAAGAUUGGGAGAGCUAUGUCCGUAUCAACAUCAAACUGAUGAAGUUUAACCCAACAAGAGAGAAGGUUAUUUGGCCAAGGGACUCCUUGUUUCGCUAUUAUGAACUGUUGGAGCAGCUUCAAUAUAAUCUGGAGGAACGGAAGACCCUGCAAUUUCUUGCAGGUUGGUAUGUUAUAAGAUGUAGGAGCAGAAUUAGGUCAUUCAGCCCAUCAAGUCUACUUGCCAUUCAAUCAUGUCUGAUCUAUCUUUUCCUCUUAACCACCUUCUUCUGCAUUUGCCCCAUAACCCCUGACACAUGUACUAAUCAAUAAUCUGUCAAUUUCUGCCUUAAAAAUAUCCAUUGACUUGGCCUCCACAGCCGUCUGUGGCAAUGAAUUCCACCCUUAAAGAAUAGGUAGUUUCCAGCUGUUUCUCCCUGGUACUUAAAGAAAUGAAGUGUUAAUCACAAACAAUCCUAUUAGAUUGUGUAGUCAUGAAUGAUAAAAUUCACAUUAUUGAUCAUCUUAAAAAUUACAUAACAUUUUAGAUUUGUAACAUGGAGUAAGAAAAAGGUCACUUUUUUUCCAUCAUUGUGUUGCAAAUCUUUGAAAUACUCUGUUGAACUGCACUGUGAAUACUUCAUCUUUGUCACUUUGAACACAGAAAUAAGCAAUAGGAGUAGAAUGAUGCCACUCGGCCCAUCAAGUCUACUCUACAUUUCAAUCGUAGCUGAUCUAUCUCUCUCUCUCUCUCAACCCCGUUCUCCUGCGUUCUCCCCAUAACUAAAUAAAUAGUGGACUAGGCAUGAAGGAUAUCACGAGACAAUGUUCCUAAUUCUACUUUAGUUUAUAGGUUAAAGACAAUGUUUCCCCCCCUUUGUGUUUUUCCCUGUAGCUAUCAAA
Leucoraja erinaceus (little skate) is the source of this 3596-nucleotide messenger RNA. Its product is annotated as cation channel sperm-associated protein 2-like. Bases 1425 to 3026 code for a protein of 533 amino acids. NCBI's taxonomy places the organism in Eukaryota, Metazoa, Chordata, Chondrichthyes, Rajiformes, Rajidae. Gene Ontology annotation, molecular function: calcium-activated cation channel activity. Gene Ontology annotation, biological process: sperm capacitation; transmembrane transport; monoatomic ion transport. The transcript has 13 exons. The record is from RefSeq and is a predicted model, not a curated record. Gene Ontology annotation, cellular component: membrane; CatSper complex.